AUGUCGCAAUAUCUUCCGAAUCAAAGAGACGAAGUAAGGCGGAAAUAUUUAACUAGAGGUCCAUGUCAACCUUAUGGUCAUGUUUUCCAAAAGAAAAAGAUUGGAAGAGCAGCGAGGCGGUUUAAUCCAGCUUGGUUUGAGAAGUAUGGUAAUUGGCUAGAGUACAGCGUCUCCAAAGACAAAGCAUUCUGUUUGUGUUGCUAUUUGUUCAGAGAUGACAUACCAAAACAGGGUGGAAAUUAUGCUUUUGUGACUGAAGGCUUUUCUUGUUGGAAAAAACUUGAGGCUUUAUCUGAGCAUCAAGGCGAUGUGGUGAAAAAUGAAUAUCGCAUUCGGUUAAAUACUUCAGUUGAUGCUUCGAGGUACUUGUUACAACAAGGAUUACUUUUUCGAGGUCAUGAUGACGGAAAAGAUUAUGUUAAUAAAGGAAACUUUGUAGAGCUCUUGAAGUACACUGGAGAACAAAAUGACGUUGUAAAAGAAAUUGAUCAUGGAGUGUUCGGUUUGAUGGUUGAUGAGUCUGCGGAUGUUUCUAACAAAGAGAAAAUGGCUGUUGUCUUUCGGUUUGUUGAUAAAAGUGGAUCAGUAAAAGAAAGAUUUGUGGGAGUUGCUCAUGUAAAAGAAACGUCUUCUUUAUCUCUGAAAUCUGCAGUUGAUGACUUGUUUGCAAAACAUGGGUUGAGCUUGAAACAGUUGAGAGGACAAGGUUAUGAUGGAGCAAACAAUAUGAAAGGACACUUUAACGGGCUGAGAGCAUUGGUUGCUUGA
Messenger RNA from Brassica napus (rape), 768 nucleotides. RefSeq names its product zinc finger MYM-type protein 1-like. Bases 1 to 768 code for a protein of 255 amino acids. The transcript is spliced from 3 exons. The record is from RefSeq and is a predicted model, not a curated record. NCBI's taxonomy places the organism in Eukaryota, Viridiplantae, Streptophyta, Magnoliopsida, Brassicales, Brassicaceae.